AUGGCCUCAACCACAACGAUGUCUUCACCGUCACCAAAGCCGAAGGCGACCUCCAAGGAUCAGAUCGAAUGCACAAUGUGCUCCCUAUGCGAAAACCCAUGUGGCCAAGUUCCAUCUCCGCCACCUCCUCCACCUUCAUCUCCGCCGCCUUCUCCGCCUUCGUCAUCAUCCAACUGUCCGCCUCCACCGUCGCCGCCGAGCUCCGGCACCACCUACUACUCUCCUCCGCCUCCGGCUCAGCCCACUUACUUCUACUACCCGCCUCCGCAAGGUGGUGGAGGCGGCGGAGGUGGAGGCGGAGCGUUUUAUCCGCCGCCCAAUAACAAGAACUACCCUGUGCCGCCACCACCGAACCCAAUUGUGCCGUACUUUCCGUUUUACUAUUAUAACCCUCCUCCUCACUCUACGUCAUCCAGCUCAGUUCAGCUGAUGACUAGCAGCUACCCAUUAGUUUACAGUGUUGUCAGUGUUGCUCUGUAUUCUGUUCUAAGUUGUUUGUUUUGA
Molecule: messenger RNA, 504 nt
Organism: Prunus armeniaca (apricot)
Lineage: Eukaryota; Viridiplantae; Streptophyta; Magnoliopsida; Rosales; Rosaceae
Source: the annotation of a GenBank genome assembly